Molecule: messenger RNA, 855 nt
Organism: Oppia nitens
Lineage: Eukaryota; Metazoa; Arthropoda; Arachnida; Sarcoptiformes; Oppiidae
Product: eukaryotic translation initiation factor 2-alpha kinase 1-like
Exons: 4
Coding region: 1-855 (284 amino acids)
Biological process (GO): protein phosphorylation
Molecular function (GO): ATP binding; protein kinase activity
Source: RefSeq, a predicted model, not a curated record
AUGGAUUUAGUUAUAGAUUGCCAUCAAUUGAACAAUGAAUUUGAGCCGGUAGAUAUAUUAGGUGCCGGUACAUUUGGACAGGUAAUUAAAGCUAGAUAUUUGCCUGAUAAACAAUUUUAUGCAAUUAAAGCCAUACAUUUGGCUGCUAACCAGGAUCCUAAAUACACGAACCGUGAACUAGAGGUCCUGCAUAAAGUUAGCAGUGUGUACCUGGUCAAAUAUUAUUGUUCAUGGUCGGAAUUAUUACCCGACAAUAGUCGGGUAACAUUCAUCCAAAUGGAGUUAUGUUGGUUUACCCUGAAGGACGGGGUCGACAAAAUGCGCCAAUACUUUCGGAGACAACCCACGGAAAUGUGGCCACCGCUGGGCUACUAUAUGGCUGUCCAAUUGUUCCGGGAACUGCUGACGGGUAUUAACUAUUUGCAUACCCGACAGCCGCCGAUUAUACAUCGGGAUAUUAAGCCGACAAACAUACUGAUCCGCGGGUCGGGCUGUUUGCCCGAUAGGCCGACAUUUGUUAAGAUAGCCGACUUUGGACUGGCUAUUGAACAUCAUUAUAGGCAACAAUCGCAUACCAGACAUGUGGGCACCGAUCGGUAUAUGGCACCCGAAGUCAAUCAUGUGACCAAAUAUACCAUUACAGCCGAUAUCUACUUUGGCGAUAUUAUCGACUAUGUAGAUAAUGAUACCAGUUUUUUUCCAUUGUGUUUGGAUAAUACUAUCGAUAAAUUAGACAAUAGUGCUGAUGAAUACGAUGACAUAAAAUUGAUUGAUCAAAUGUGGACAGCAAUUGUAUAUUUGCAAUUAAGACACAUUUGUCAUCCAAUCGACAUAAAACUAGUGCCCAAUCGGUAA